CAAGCCGCCAUGUCUAAUUUCGAAAGGGCUUUCCGUUGCGGAAUGCGUGCGUGGUACCGAACUGGCCUACGUUUAUAGGGAACUUUUGCUCGUGUCUAAUUCGUAAACAACGAAAAUUGGUAAAGCUCCUUCUUACUCAUAUAUGAGAACAUUUUUACUGAAGUUUGGGUUUCUAGAUGGAUCCAGAGGAUCGCCUUCAAAAGCCCCAGGCUACUGGAAAAAUUCGUGUUAGCCAUGGCGGGCGAAUUCGUGCUAAACCCUACUCGAGGAAAAAAGUUAAGCAACCUGAGGAGGGUGAAAAUAAAGCAGUUGCAGAAAAGGGAUUCCUUGGAAAGGUUGCUAGCUACGUUGUGCCACAAUGGAUAUCAAGCUGGUUCUCAAAUAGCAAACAGACUAUUGAAGAAGAGGAUCAAGGAAGUGAAUGCAGUGAAAACAGUGAUGAUGUCAGCAAUGAUGAUGAAGUUGAUGACAAUGAUGAGAGCAGUAGUUACAGUCAUCCAGACAAAUCAAAUCAAAUUCUAAUCAAGGAAGACCAGAACUUAAUGAUCUCAAAUCAUGUUAGUCAAUCUCGUCCAAAAAAGAAUAUAACUUCAACACCAAUGGUUAGAAAUAUGCCUUCUUUUACCAUCUUGAGCUCAGAGGCUAGAGAUCCUAAAGAGGGUUCAUCAAAGCAAAUGACAGAUGAAGUUGAAAGAAACAAUACCACAAAAAGAUCAUCCUUUCAAUUGCUUAGUGUUGAUACAGAUGAUGGUGAAGAUACCCUACCACCAACUAAGCAAGAGAGAACAGAGCAUGGUCCAUCUCUGUUAAAUUCUUUUCAGUUCUCUAUGGGUGCAAAACCAAGCGGACCUCCUCAACGGUUUCUUACAGCAAAAAACAGACCAUCAUUUAAAGUUUCAAGUUUUGUUUCAUCAAGCCCACUUAUACCUGAAAGUUCUGCAUCAUCAACUUUCUACCCUGGGAGGACCUCUUUUGGGGGUGCCUCGUCAUUGCAAAGUAGGACCAUAAAGCGACAACGGGUCUCCCCAGUUGCACUGAGUACCCAUUCAAGGAAGACCAGUAUCAAGCCUAAAUCCUUGUCCAAUUUAAGAAUGGGUGCUGUCACUAGUGAUACUGCAAGAAAGAUAUUGGGAGCAUUAGAGAAAAUGUCAUCUCCAGUACGAGAUGCAUCAAAGCUACCAGGUUCUCCCUCAUCCGUUCUAUUUAAUCCACCAAAAAAGAGAAAAGAAAGUUUGCUUAGCUCUCCUGUAAACCGUUCUAGCAGGCUUGCUAACAAGCCACCUGCUGGAGUGUUGAUGACUCCUCAGUCAUUACAUAUACAACAACUGGAAAGACGAAAAACUGAGCCGCAAAUCUUGAAAUUUGGAGAAAUAAGGCAAAGUGUCCCAGUUGGUACUUUCAAGUCUCGUGGGCUCCCUACAUCAUUUUCACCUGAAGAGAAUUACAAGGCAGGAGGGAAAAUGAAACAUCCACGUCAGUCUUCGCACCAAGCAGCUGUGAAGGACAUACAGGAAGAACCCGUCAACACCUUGCCAGAAAUCCGAAAUGCACCACCUUUAGUUUUAUCAAGUUUGCCAAAAAUCAGUUUUGAAAAUAUAACAGUCAGCUCUGCAAACACCCUUUCAGGGCAACCAUCAGUCAUCAAAACAAAAUUACAAACUGAAAAUGAUAAACAGGUUGUUGGAAGUUAUCAGUUUUCUGAACCUGAGAAAAUAUCUGAUGAAAGUUUAAAGCCAGUAGGAAAGGGCAUAAAAAAUACCUUCCAGUUCAGCACACCAGUUGCAAAAGAUGCUGCUGAGCUAAGGAAGGAAGCAAACAAAGAAGGUAGCAAAAAAGCGUUGGAGGGUAAUGCUAAAGACUUAUCAGAACCAAACAAUACAUGUGAUCAGUUAAAGUCUGAUGAAGUCAAAAAAGUACAAUCUAAGUCAAUGUUAUCAAGUAAAUUUAUGUCAACGAAAAGUGGUUGGGAAUGUGGUACCUGCAUGGUGUUCAACUCAGAUAACCAUGUGGAAUGCAUUGCUUGUAAAAGUAAGAAACCUAGCCACAAAGUCGCAGUUGAGAAGUCUGAGAAAGACAUUGGUGCAAAACUAAAUCAUAAAGAGCAAGUUACAUCGAAUAACAAAGACACUCUUCAACUGAAGAGUAAAUUUAAACCACCUGAAGGCUCCUGGGAUUGCCCACAAUGCAUGGUAAAUAAUGCUGCUGCAAGCGAGACCUGCAUUGCCUGCUCUACUUCUAGAAAUACUGUCAAGAAAGAGUCUCAGAAGUCUACAGUUAGCAGUUUGGCAUCAAAAUUUAAGGCAGAUGCGGGCUCGUGGGAAUGCCCAACUUGUAUGUUGCAAAACAAGUCAAUGAGCCAGGAAUGUAUUGCUUGCAGUGCAAAGAAACCUACAAGUGUAAAGGCAACUGGUAGUGCACCGGCAUUCGGUAGCACUUUAAAGGCAAAGUUUGCAGCAAGUGCAGGAUCAUGGGAAUGUGAUUCUUGUUUGGUUAAAAAUGACAGUGACAAAAAUGUCUGCAUUGCAUGCAACAGCAAAAAGCCAGAAAAUAAACGCACAACUUCAAGUUCUGGUUCUUUGCUGAAAGGAAAGUUUGCUGCAAAAGAACAAACUUGGGAAUGUGAGACUUGUAUGGUGCCAAACAAGGCUGAUGCAUUGACGUGUAUUGCUUGUACCACGCCCAAAAAGGGAUCUUCUGCUCCUGCAAAACCAACUGUUCCAUCCUUUUCCUUUGGGACUGGCUCUUCAAUCGGUACAGGCAGUACAAUUAAUUUUGGUGUCGACAAAGACUCAAGUAAAGGGCUUGCAUUCGGCAAAACUGCUGCCUUUAAGUUCGGAGAGAGUAGUGGGAGUGGAGGUGUAAAUUUUGGGGCUGAUGGUAAUAAAGGAUUUGUAUUUGGAUCUGCAAGUACUGGUUUUAGUGGGAUUUCUUUUGGUAAUAGUGAAAACUCUGUGAGCUCGGCUCCUGAAGACAAGGACAAAAAAGGUUUUUCUUUUGGCAGCACAAAGAAUUCUGGUGGAGUGGAUUUCGGUACGAACAAAGGAUUCUCCUUUGGUGCACCAAAGUUUGUAAUGAACAGUGAUGCAGAAGCAGGUGAAAAAUCUAUAAAAAAGACUGAGGAGAACAACAAUUUAUCUCAUGCAUCUCCAGAAAAAUCUGCAUUGACAGGUUCUAAUGCGGUAAAAGACCCUGAAAUAAUGCCUAUUUUUGCUGCACCAGUGAAAUCAUCAGGGGGAAUAAGGUCAAUUGCAGAUGCCGCCCAGGCAGGCCUUCUCAAGGUUCCUGGGGUUGGUGGUGAAACUACAGAGGCUAAAAGUGCAGUGAUGAAAGCCAAAGCAGACCCUUUCAAAUCGUCUUUCAGCACAACCUUGAACGGCCCAGUUCCUAAUGAUGUCAAUUCAAAAACGAAAAUUUUGUUUAAUGCAAAGGCGUCUGAGCAGAUGGCAAGUGAUAAUGCAGUACCAAAGACAGGUUCAAACAUGUUUGAUUUUGGAUCUGCUGAACGAAAGAAAGAGCAAAAUAUAUUUGGAGAAUCAUCUACAGGCAGUUUCAAUUUUACUACCCCAACUUCAACUGAUCAACCACAAUCCAUUGGUAACAGCUUUAGUUUUAGCUCGGGUAACCCAUCUUUAUUCAAGUCAGAGGAGGGGGUAGCUGGAGGCUCGCAGCCUAACGACCAGUUGGUUUCAAAAAAGCAGAGUCUUGAGGAUACAUCAAGCCAAGUAAAAAACUCAGUGCCUGGAAAGUUUAGUUUCGGUCAGAUUCAAGAGCAGAAUGUUUCAUCUCUUUUUGGAAAUUCGCAAAGCAGUUCUGAAAAACAGGUGACCUCGCCAUUUCAGUUCAACACAGGUGCUGCUAAACCAACGGUUCCAGUCUUUGGACAGAAUUCAUUAGCAGGUUCUGCUUCGACUGCAGGCAAAAAUCUUUUCGGUAAUAGCAUCGGCAAUCCUAUUCUGUCAUCAAAUACCACAGAUUCAAAAGGAGAAACAAACUCGUUUGCUUUCUCAAGCAACCCCGUACCAUCACUGUUCCAAAAUGUAAAAAGCAAUCAGGAAAAUCCGUUUGGCCUAACUAAUGCGCAGUCAUUCAACUUCACUUCAAAUUUAAAUAAAAACCCAGGCAAUUCGUUUGUUUUCGGUAGCCCGAAAGAACAGAGAACAGGGACCCAAGAUAUUGUAAAUCCAACAGGAAGCUCUGUCGGAAACUCGAUUUCAUUUGCUAAUUCAACAUCAGAUGCAACGGUGGCUAAGCCUUUUAGUUUUACUGAGCCAUCUUCAGGAAACCAGGGCAGCUCACCAUUUAAGUCUGGUAGCACGGAGCCUAGCAGCAACAUUUUUGCAUCCAGUACACCUGCCACAAACACCCCAGCUGCAGGGUUCAACUUUGGCGGUUCUCCUGGGACAGCUAGCUUCAGUUUUGGUGCAAACAGCAAUGCGAAUGCAGUACCUGCAUUUUCAGUUGGGUCUGGAUCAGCUUCACCAGCUAAUCGUCCCAUGCAUAAAGCCGUGCGACGCUUGAGGAAGUAAAUGUGAUGACCAUCUUGUAUGCCUCAAGACCAAUCCGACGUCUUACGCAAUCGAUGACAGCGACGGACAGACCUUCCGACUCUACCGUACGAUAAUGGUGAGGCAAUUGACAGGUGAAGUUAUAUGCACCCACUGUCAUUAAUCACACCCACCCGUCAGGAAAGGUUUUUGUAAGUGUCUCGUGCCCCACUGCCUGCAACAUGUGGUAGGAAGAUGGCAGAAAACAGAAACUGAACCGACACAGUGACGACGUUUACAGUCCAACUACAGGAUUUCAAGGCUAAUGUAGGUUCCUAUUAAAGUGGCGAUAUCAAAUUACUGAUUGAUGUGAAUAAUUUUUACCCCAUUUCCCGCUCUUUGUUUUAAGUUACUUUUUAAACCUAUUUUCAAAGCAGUUAACUCUUCUCCCAUCGUAGAUCUUUAGUUCAUUAUUCAGUCCUGUAAGAGACUGUUAUCCCUGGUGAAAUCGAGCCAUAUCCAAUCAUGGUUAGGCUAGUUAGGGGAACAAAUGACACAUGUUAUAAAGGUUUUUGGAAACAUUAUGACAACGUAUUUGUGACACCACCACCCCAUCCCCAACCCCCCCCCCCGCAAUUACUAUGGCUGUGUUUGUAAGAGGUUUUAAACCAAGGAGGACCUUUUGUUUUUAUUUAGGCAAUUGAAUAACGCAUCCACACUUCUCAGCUGAACGUAGUUUGUAAAUUCAACUUAAAUUUAGGUGUUGACUUCCCUUUGUAAGUAUCAAGAAUAAACGGAGAAAAACCUGUCAUUCAUUUUACCCAGCAGACAAUGUCUGUUUUCAUAAUUGUUUUGUUUACAAUUUCAAACUCGGGUAUGUUUAGUGCAGGUAAAAUAAUGAGCAGCGAUGAACGAUGUUGAAUUCUUUUUCUGUUCAAUUUAGCUUAAGAGGAUUAGUCGAGAAAAUGAAGCUUCUGAGUCUAGCAUGAAGCAUAUUGAACUUUGCUACCUUUUUUUUAGUCUUAGGUGUACUUGAAACAUGCAGAAACUCCCUACGAUAAAGUGCUUUGUGUUUCGCUUAAUCGCCCAAUGCUUUAAAUAGCGAUAUAUACAAUACAUUGAAAAUGAGGUCAACUCCCAGUCCCUCUCGUUGUGUCACCGUAGAAUAUGAUGUUUUCACUGUAUGUUACAAUUAUAUUGGCAGCGAAUUAGUUUUUAAAAGUCGUUCGAAUUUCAGGUAGAUCUAAAACCUUCCCCAGUCUGGAAAUUUGAAGUUAACAGCACCUCAUUUAUUGCCACAUAAAUAGUGAUUUGUUAGGUCGUCUCUUUGUAUGCGAGGUGACAUCUGUUGACCAAACCUACUUUUAUCAUCCUUGUAUGUUUGGUUUCGUGCCCCGACGUGUAUGGAAAGUAAUAAAGGGGCUAUAGUUUGUUGUUUAUCAGACGAACGUUUUGUCAAAUACACACAGAACAGAACACUAGAUAUUUUCACAGACAACUGCAAACAAACGCUUUAGUUAUUCUAAUUUUGUCUCUUUAAAUUUUUGUAUCCAUGUUGUUAGGCAUAAUUCGAUGUGGAUAGAGUUAUGAUCUUGCUAGAUGUGAUAAUGUAUAAAUCUCCAAAUCCUGACAA
Molecule: messenger RNA, 6117 nt
Organism: Rhopilema esculentum
Lineage: Eukaryota; Metazoa; Cnidaria; Scyphozoa; Rhizostomeae; Rhizostomatidae
Biological process (GO): protein import into nucleus; RNA export from nucleus
Cellular component (GO): nuclear pore
Molecular function (GO): structural constituent of nuclear pore
Source: RefSeq, a predicted model, not a curated record